This is a messenger RNA of Drosophila santomea, 7313 nucleotides long. RefSeq names its product arginine-glutamic acid dipeptide repeats protein (gene Gug). The record is from RefSeq and is a predicted model, not a curated record. The transcript has 16 exons. NCBI's taxonomy places the organism in Eukaryota, Metazoa, Arthropoda, Insecta, Diptera, Drosophilidae. Gene Ontology annotation, cellular component: nucleus. Bases 885 to 6911 code for a protein of 2008 amino acids. Gene Ontology annotation, molecular function: transcription corepressor activity.
AGUAUAUAUUUUUACAAAAUGGUGGCUUCUUCGCGGAGAAAUUCGUAGUGGCGAUUUUUAACAAAAAGCACGCAUCUUGGCCAGCCAAUUAUUGCAAAUUGCUGGCGAAAACACUCGCAACGACGCUGGCUGCGGCGUGUGGCUGGAAAAUCCGCGAAAAAGCGACCAAAAAUCGCACAAGAACCCAGUGAAAAUAACUGAAAGCGAAGGCAGGCAAUAAAAAAAACGCAAGCAAGCAACCAAAGUGCGUGCCUGUGUGUGUGUUCGUGUUCACGUCUGUGUGCGCUGCUCUCUGUCUGUGCCUGUGUGUGCGAGUGUGCCUCUCUGUCGGUGUGUGUGUGUGUGUGCGCAAAGUGUAUGCAAAAAAAGAAGAAGAGAAACGAAGAAGAGCAUUAAAAAAAAGCGUACGACGAGUUUCACGCGCGCCCAACAACAAAAACACCAGAAAUCAGCAGCAGCAACAACAAAAUCCAACAACACUUAGCAGCAGCGGCAGCAAUAAAAAAAAACAACAACAAGCAGGCAGUAAAACCUGUGUUUGUGCAAAUUAACCAAAAUAUACAUUUCCGGCUACUCGCUGCCCCCUCGCUGAGCAACAACUACAGCAGCAACAACAACGAUAUUAAGAACAACAGGAGCAGAGCAACAAGAACAACCAAGACCGCCCACCACCCCAUCAUCAUCAUCAUCCUCAUCAACUUGGAGUCUAGAGUCUGGAAUCUGGAGACGGACUUACUUUGCCGCCUGCUACUGGAGAGAGGAGCAUCUUCGGGUGGAACGCCUCGACGAUACACAACCCCGACUACGGAUUCAUGUUGAAUUUUCAUAUCGUAGAGGGCAUAAAAAGGCUUAACACUGGACCGGAAGCGUGUUUUUAAAGGGUGAUGGCGGCCUCCACUCAAGGAGAAAUUCGAGUGGGUCCCGGCCACCAGGUAAACGAUGUCUAUGCAAAACUGCCCGAUUAUAAUCCAAUCUCAAGCUUCCCCAUCGACAAGGAAACCGAUGAACGUGAACUAGAGGAAUCAAGAUGGAGUCCAGGCGUUGUUGCCGAUGGCGACUUGUUAAUGUUCUUGCGUGCGGCUCGCUCCAUGGCUGCAUUUCAAGGAAUGUGUGAUGGUGGUUUAGAAGACGGUUGUUUGGCUGCCAGUCGCGACGACACUACAAUAAACGCACUCGACGUGCUCCACGAUUCUGGCUACGAUCCAGGCAAAGCUCUACAAGCGCUCGUAAAGUGCCCCGUUUCGAAGGGCAUCGAUAAGAAGUGGACCGAGGACGAAACAAAGAAAUUCAUCAAGGGUCUGCGUCAGUUCGGGAAGAACUUCUUCCGCAUCCAUAAGGACCUGCUGCCGCACAAGGAUACGCCGGAGCUGGUCGAGUUCUACUAUCUGUGGAAAAAGACGCCCGGCGCGAACAACAAUCGGCCACACAGGCGACGCCGCCAGAGCGCCCUGCGACGCAAUCGUGUCACGCGGGCCAACAACAGCAACAGCAACACUCCUCCGAAGAAGGAGGACACUCCAGAACCACAAACUGCGACGACGGCGACGGCGGCGGCAACCGCGGCGUCCGAGACGGCGAGUCGCUCCUCGCCCGCUGUCUCCAAGGAGGAGAACAGCUCGCUCACCGAGGACGACGCCAGCGAGUGCGACAGUGAUUCGAGUCUGACCCACAAAAGGGAUGAAUCACCCUCAAGGAUGAGGACGCGUAACAAGCAACAGAACAACAACAGCAGCACCAGCAGCGGUAACAACACGGCCGGAAACGGUGGCGGUAACGCCACAUCCAUAAGCAGCGGAUCAACCGGCGGCGGUGCCGCUGGCGGCAACAAUUCGUCUAAGGAUCAAUCAGCCAACGCCGUGGCUAAUGGCAAGCGACCCAAGAGGGGCUCCGAAACACCGGACGUGUCCGGCGGAGCCUCGGUCGAUAGUCCCAAGACACCGACGAAGGCUGUGGCCGAGAGUUCGGCCAAUAAGCGCAAGGGUGGCAAGCAGGAGACGCCCAACAAGAAGAAGCGAACGGAGCAGGAGUCCAACGAGCCAAGCGCCCACGAGGAGAAUGCCGUCAAGGAGAAGCGCAAGAGACCGGACAGCCCGGUUGAGAGCAUGAACUCGGAUAGCAGGCCGGAUUCAGUGCUCGACGAUGGCGAAUCCAAUACCACGGACACCACCACCGCCGAGCAGCAGUCGACAAAGGACAGCAAGGAUACGGUCAGCUGCAAGGAGGAGCGCGAAAUGGUCACCAACGAUCUGGAGGCCAAGGCCGAGGAGAAGGUCAUCAAGGCAGAGGCUUUGGCGGAGGACAGCAAGGAUAGCGCCAUCAAGAACAUGGACGAGGAGACAAACAUCCAGGCGCCUAGCAGUGCAGAGACAAGUUUGGUGGAUGGUCCAAAUCCCAAUGCCUUGCCCAGUCCUGUGGCCGCACCAAUCACCAUGAAGGUGCCCACAAUUGCCACAGUUGAGGCGCUGAACGCGUCCGUGGAUCGCAAGGAGGCCAUCGAGAAGAUGGAGUCGUGCGACAGCGAUCCGGAGAUGCUUAAAAAACUGGCAACCAUUAAGCAGGAAGUAUCUCCGCAGCAGCAACAGCAUUUGCAACAGCCGUCACAGCAGCAGAUGCAGCAGCAACUCGCACCUGUUGGCUUACAGCCGCCUCCGUCUUGCCCGCCUUCAGAAUCAGUCUAUAUCAAAAAGGAGCCCAUGGAGGACUCGAUGGACGCCACCUGCAAUCAGAACAGCAACGAACCGCAGGACCUGAAGGUGAAGAUCGAGAUUAAAAACGAGGAUGCAUUAAAGCACAGUGCCGGAGGUAUGCCGCCUUCUGGACCCUGUGCACCGCCUUCAGCUCUACAUCCGCUCUCCGGAGCUCCGGUAGAGAGCGGCCAGGAGCCACUGCACCUGCAACACAUGCCUCAUGGACCGGUGCCAACGCAACCGCCUCCUGGCUAUCUAAUUGAUGGUCAGCUAAAGUAUGGACCACCGGGACAAGGCGUGCCUCCACAGCCUCCACAACUGCACAGCGACGCGGCUGGAGGAGUCAGUGGAGCACCGCCUGGAGCCCCGACCACGCCGCAAAAGUAUCCGCCCGAGAUGGAGAUGAAGUUUGCUCCUCAGGAUCUCAAGUAUCCACCACCGCCGCCCCUAGACGCACUCAAGUACAGCCAGGAGAUGCAAGCUGCGGCGGCGGCAGCGGCUGCUGCUGGCAAAUACGAUAUGAAGUACAUGAUGGAGCAGCAGGGCAAGUACAACGUGGAGUUGUCAGCGGCCCAUCAGCCGCCUAGCAAGCCGGGCUACCAGGACUCGCUGAAGAUACCCGAUAUCAAGCCCGGUUUCGGCCACCUGCCGCACAGCGUGGGCUCACCGCUGGACGCCGCCCAUAAAUACGGACCGCCUCCAACGUCGCAAGAGUCCCAGCAACAGCAGCCACAGCCGUCGGCACAUCAGGUACCGCCGGGAGCAACUCCACCACCCGGUAUCGCCAUGCCCAAGCCGCACUACCAACACGACGUGCAAACACCACCGUUGGGACGGCCCUUCGAGCCGACCGGACUUAUGCUCAAGUAUGGCGAUCCAUUGGCAGCCAAAUACGGGCCGCCUCAGGAUCUCAAGUACCCGAUGCCGCCGGUCUCUCAGGCGGGACCAGCGGACAUAAAGCCCUAUGGCGGCGAGAAUCUAAUCAAGUCCUCACCGUACGGACCGCCGCCGGAGAGUCCCAUUGAUGCCUCAGCGCGCUCUACACCUGGCCAGGAUAGCCAGGGCAGCAACAGCAAUUCACAGCCGCCCUCAAUGCCCCCGCAACCGCAGCAGUUCCAGUCGCCGCAUCCCUCGCCGCAUAUGCCUUCGCCAGCAGGUGGUGGCCUACCACCGGGAAUGCAUCCGCAAAAUCUCAUCCACGGCCCGCCACCAGGUGCAGCGGGCGGUAGUGGUCCCCAGCCGCCUCCGCCGCCCACAUCGCUGCAUCAGCCCACGCCCACGUCUGCAGGUCCACCCAGUCUGCAACAUGGACUACAUCCUGGCCACCAGCACUCACAGCUGUCUGCGGCAACAUCGCUACCGCCGAGCUCGAUUGGAAUUCCUCCCACGCUCUCGACUAUGGCGCCCUCGCACAUGCACCCGCACCUCCAUCCACAUGCGCAUCUGCAGGGUCUCCAUCGGCCGCACGAUCUGCCGCCCAGUAUGCAUCCACAUGCUCCCAUGCCGCUGUCGUUGCAGGGACAUCCGCAGCACGGCCAUGGAUUGCCGCCAUCGCACACUUCUCAGCAACAGCAGCAACAACAACAACAGACCGGCGGACCAGCUGGCACAGUGCGCACUCCGUCACCUGCCCAGCAGCCGCCGAGAUCCCUGCACGAUCCGCAAUCGUCUCGAGAGCCGCCCACCUCGCAGCCCUCGACCACAAUGGCAGGAUCGAGUGGUCCGGGUGGACCACCGCCCCAACAGUCGCCGCACGCGCAUCGAACAUCGCCGUUGCCAGGACUAGCGGGUAGUGGACCUCCACCACCGGGACUAAUCGGUCAUCCGAUGGCCAUACACCCGCACCUGGCCCACUUGCCGCCCGGACAUCCUGCACACGCAGCACUGGCUCAUCCUGGACACCAUCUGCUGUCACACUCGAUAGCGGGUUUGGGGCCUGGCGGUGGACCGAUCGCGCUGCUGGCCGGUCCCGGUGGGCUUGGAGGUAUUCCAGAGUCCGCUCUAAGUCGUCGCACCCCGCCCUCACACCUGCCACACUCGCAUGCCUCUUCGGCUCCACUGACGGCCCAUUCGGUCGCCAGUAUGACGUCCACCAGUAUGUCGCUGACCACCAGCACGGUGCCAUCAUCUGCCUUUAGCCGCGCCAGUCCAAGCGUACAGAUCUCGAGCAGUGGGGGCGGUCCUUCAGGCCCCGGAAGCGUUGGACCUGGUGGAUUGCCAAACUCUUCGGCAGCGGCAGCAGCUGCGGCAGCUGCUCAUCGUGCAGCGUCCCCGGCAUCCAGCGUCAGCAGCCUGAGUCGGCAGAGUCCGCUGCAUCCGGUGCCGCAGUCGCCGCUCAGCCAUCAUCCGUCGUCCUCUGCGUUAUCCGCCGCGGCAGCUGCCGUUGCGGAACGGGAUCGACAUGCGCUGAUGCGUCAGCAAUCGCCACAUAUGACUCCACCCCCGGUGUCCAAUGCCUCUUUAAUGGCGAGUCCUCUGAGCAAGAUGUACGCUCCUCAGCCGGGUCAGAGGGGCUUGGGAACAUCACCGCCACCGCAUUUGCGGCCUGGAGCAUCACCGCCGGUCAUUCGCCACCCGCAGAUGCCUCUGCCGUUGCCAUUGAUCGCGCCUGGCGGAGGAAUACCCCAGAUUGGAGUGCAUCCGGGUCAGUCACCGUAUCCGCAUCCGCUACUGCAUCCUUCGGUAUUUUACUCACCGCACCACCAUCCCUUCAAUUCGCCAUACGGCUAUGCGCCCUAUGGUCCUGGAUUCCCGGCGUACAUGAAGCCGCCACCGCAGCCGGGACAGCUCGAUCCGGCAGCCGUGAUGGCGGCCCACCAUGCUGGAUUGCAAGGACCGCCGCCCCAGCAGAUGCGCCAGGACGAGCAGAAUGCAGCGGCCGCCGCUGCAGCAGCAGCUGCUGAGAAACAACACCAAGCGGCUGCAGCAGCGGCAGCACAGCAGCACAAGGCGCCACAACAACAACCGCCCGGCGGAAUGCCACCCAACAAACCGCCGACGCCAAAGACGCCACAGGGUCCAGGCGGUGGAAUGCCCCCUGGAAUGGGUGGACCGGGAACACCGACGGGACUACCGCCUGGUGCUUAUCCAGGCAGCCAUAUGCCGGGAUAUCCACAAGGACCACCGCAUGGAUCACCGUUUGCGCCACAAGAUGGUCAGCCUCACGGACUAAAGCCCACAUCGCACAUGGACGCCCUGCGAGCGCAUGCGCACUCAGCCAACUCGGCGGGAAUGGGUGGAGGACACCAUCCGACGGAGCCAUUGCCCAUUGAUAUUGAGCCGGAUCCAGAGCCAGAGAUUCCCAGUCCAACGCACAACAUACCACGUGGUCCAAGUCCCGAAGCAAAACCGGACGACACCGAAUGCCAUCGCUCUCAGUCUGCCAUAUUUGUGCGUCACAUCGAUCGCGGGGAUUACAAUUCAUGCACGAGAACAGAUUUGAUCUUCAAGCCGGUGGCCGACUCAAAGUUGGCCCGCAAGCGUGAAGAACGCGACCGCAAGCUGGCCGAAAAGGAACGUGAGCGGCGACAGCAGCAGCAGCAACAACAACAGCAGCAGCAACAACAGCAAGCAGCUGCCGCGCAACAGGCGGCACAGCAAGCCAAGAUGAAGGCGGAGCUGAAGCCCCCGUAUGCGGAUACGCCGGCACUGCGUCAACUGUCGGAGUACGCUCGUCCCCACGUCGCCUUCAGUCCUGUUGAGCAGAUGGUGCCAUAUCAUCAUCCAAUGGGCCCCAUGUACAGAGAGAGGGAACUGGAGGAGAUCAAAAACGCACAAGCUGCUGCGGCGAGUCAGUCCAGACUAGAUCCGCACUGGAUGGAAUACUAUCGACGCGGCAUCCACCCCUCGCAGUUCCCACUGUAUGCGAAUCCGGCGAUAUCGCAGAUGGAGAGGGAGCGUCUGGGAAUUCCACCUCCGCACCAUGUGGGGUUGGACCCGGGCGAGCACAUGGUGCGUAUGAUACGAUUGACGAGAGAAUAUCAUGCACACUCUCAUACUCAUUUACAUUUGCCUUUGCAUCCACAGCCGCAACCACCGGAGGCCGGUUUCCAACUGCCACCGAAUGUUGGCCAGUAUCCGCGGCCAAAUAUGCUUAUACCUAGGGAGCCGCACUCGGAUGUCCUGCUGCGCAUGUCCUAUGCCGACCAACUACAGUAUUUACAGGCCGCCGAGUUCCAGCGACAGUCCCUGCACGAUCAGUACUUUAGACAACGGCCCAGAUAAGUGGACAGGCAGCAAUUGUAGAGAGCAAGCAACUGAACAAAGACAAUACUCGGGCCGCGGCCGUGAGGAACUGCUUUGUGUGAUUUUUGUGUUCAAGCGUUUACAUUUUGUUUUCCGCACAUACAACCCCCACAUACUCACCACAAAAACAAAAAAAAAACCUACAUCAACAUCAUCUGCAGAGACGACGUCAGCGUAUGGCUCAAGAAUCCAGAAACCAAGCGACUCUAAGUUGCGCAACGCCUUGUCACGUUUUUAUGUAAAAAGAAUCAGCUGCGUUAAUCGGGAGUGGUUCGUCGAUUGUUCCGGCUGCACACAGCACACAUCACACCAGACACUCACUGACCAAGGCAUCCAGAAUCAAAAAGCAGAAACCAACUACAAAACUAAACUAAACAAAAC